AUAUACCCUAUUUGUACAUUUUCAUAUUUUUUCCAUUAGUUCCAACUACCAACAUCAAAAACAAUUGUUACCUCUCUUGCUCUCACACACAAUUUAGGAUAAAUAAACUUCUUUCCUAGUGUGAAGAGCAACUAAAAUAUUCUUAUUGGGCUAACAUGUCAAAAGCAUCAUGGCUCACAAUUUCGACAUCUGGGUAUUAUUCUACAUGCAAAUACCAGUAUCCAGCUCAUAGAAUCUCAAAUUCUAGAUGUAGAAAGUGUGGCCAUACAUGAGUACAUAUGUACGCAUAAACACAUGCAAAACUACAAAAGCAUCAUACUCCAUGGAAUUGGCUUAUGUGUUACGACUUAGGAGAUGUAUAUUAAUAUUAAUAUUAAUUGACUGCUUGGUAGUAUCUAAUUCAAAGAUUCUCUUUCUUGAACCAAAUAAAAAACCACAGAUUCUGCAAUUUAAAUGCAAUUCAUGUAUGACAUGCAUGAGCAUUAAUACAUACCACACAUAAUGACAUAUCUUAUUAUAUACUAAUGCUUGUCUCCUCAAGUAACCAAAAGAAGGGUAAAAAAGAAGAAGAAUAAAGGAGGGGGAAAAAAAAGGUCUCAAUAGUCUCUUCUCAUUAUUGGUAGUUCCCACUAAUAAACCUCAUCUCUUCUUAAGACAAUCAUACAGAAGUGAAGUGCCUCUCUUUCUCUUUCUCUCUCUAGAGUUGGAUUAGAGAGAGUUGAAUUAAGAUGGCUAGGAAAUGUUCUCAUUGUGGCAACAAUGGGCACAAUUCAAGGACUUGUGGCAGUCUUAGAAGCCAAGAAGGUGGUGGAGUGUUGAAGCUUUUUGGGGUGCAGCUUCACAUAGGAGCCCCCAUGAAGAAAAGCUUCAGCAUGGAGUGUUUGUCCACUUCAUCUUCUUCAUGCCCUCUCUCUUCUUCAUCAUCCCCUUCACCAUCUUCUUCUCUUGUUUCAAUAGAAGAAGCUGCUGAAAAGAUUAACACUGGGUAUCUCUCUGAUGAUCUUGUGGGCAAAACACAAGAGAGGAAGAAGGGAGUUCCCUGGACAGAGGACGAGCACAGAACAUUUCUGGCAGGUCUAGAGAAACUCGGAAGAGGCGACUGGCGAGGGAUUUCGCGACACUUUGUGACCACAAGAACUCCAACCCAAGUGGCUAGCCAUGCUCAGAAGUACUUCCUCAGGCAGAACAGCCUUAUCAAGCAAAAGAAGCGCCGUUCCAGCCUCUUUGAUGUGGUUGAUGAUAGCGAGAAGGCGAUUCCUACUGCUGAACUACAAUUUCCUUCCCUCUCUCUUAGUCCAACUUCAAAUUCAAUCGCCGAUUGCAAUUCAUCAGAACAGAACACAAAAUUGCCGUCGUGUCUUAAUUUCCUAGCAACUUGUCCGGAGAUAAUGGGCACAUCACUCAGCAAUGCGCCGCAAUCAUCUUCUUCAAUGGAAAAUCAUCAAGGUCAUCUCCAGACGCCAGAUUUAGAGCUCAAAAUUGCCCCCUCAAGGCCACUGGAUAACAGUAAGCCAUUCAUAGGGACCAUUAGAGUUAUCUGAUUAUGUUCAAGAAAUAAUCAAACAAGUAUUGGAGCUCAUGACAAUUUAAGGAUCACUCUAGAAAUACCCAAGGCAAAUCACCAUCUUCGUCCUCUCUACUAUUACUGUUUUUUCUACACAUGUGAAUGAUGCAUCUCCUCUGGACUUGGUACUUCCCUGAAUGCUAAUGAUGCUGCUACGAACAUUUUUAAUUAAUAUUUUCUUGUUUCCAUUGUUGAAUAAUCAAAAAGAGUAUUUAUUUGAACCUCUGCUAAUGUGUAAUUUAAUCGACAGAAUUCUACCAGGAAUCAUUGGAACUUAA
Ananas comosus (pineapple) is the source of this 1842-nucleotide messenger RNA. RefSeq names its product transcription factor MYB1R1-like. The record is from RefSeq and is a predicted model, not a curated record. Gene Ontology annotation, molecular function: zinc ion binding; DNA binding. NCBI's taxonomy places the organism in Eukaryota, Viridiplantae, Streptophyta, Magnoliopsida, Poales, Bromeliaceae. Gene Ontology annotation, biological process: response to auxin; response to gibberellin; response to ethylene. The transcript has 3 exons. The coding region runs from base 729 to 1541 and encodes 270 amino acids.